This is a messenger RNA of Setaria italica (foxtail millet), 1794 nucleotides long. RefSeq names its product nuclear pore complex protein NUP50A. Gene Ontology annotation, molecular function: GTPase activator activity. The record is from RefSeq and is a predicted model, not a curated record. The coding region runs from base 184 to 1545 and encodes 453 amino acids. The transcript is spliced from 2 exons. Gene Ontology annotation, biological process: intracellular transport. NCBI's taxonomy places the organism in Eukaryota, Viridiplantae, Streptophyta, Magnoliopsida, Poales, Poaceae. Gene Ontology annotation, cellular component: cytoplasm; nuclear pore.
CUCCAGACUCCGCCGCCUCUCCGGCCCCCAUCUGUCCUCCUCCGCACCGCAGGCGACGACGGCGAGCCGUGCCUCCGUCUCCAGCCCUUCCCCUGCGGCCCCAUCGAGUUGCCACCCGCCACCGGCAACUCCACCCGCGGCGAGCUAGCCACAGCUCUCUGGAAGGUGCUGCCAACUUGGAAGAUGGCAGAUGAUGAACUAGCUCCAAGCUCUAAGAAGAGGGUUGCAGGUACCCAAAUCAACAAGGAUAAUCCUGAGCCUGAUGAUGACGGACCAGAACAGGAGAUGGGUACGUUUAAGAAAGCUACUGAGGAAGUAAUGGCAACCCGAAGAAUCGUAAAGGUUCGGCGCCAGCAGCCAUCAUCAGCUCCUUCUUCUAAUCCUUUCUCUGCAAUCAGAUUUACCCCCACGGAUUCUAGUGCUCAAGCAAGUGCCCCUGUUCCAGAGCCUCAGGCUUCAAAUGCCAAAGCUGAUGAGGGCAGCAAUGGUAGUGGGAAAGAUACUUUGUCUGUGCCGGACAAGAAUGCAGGCUCUGGUGAGUUACCUGAAUCAGCUGUAAAUACUGACUCUGGUGCCACAACUGAAGCACCACAUCAACCUGUUGAAACCAGUGACAAGGCAGAAGACACAAAGGAUGGAUCUGGUGGAGACAAAUUGGUGGUUGGGGAACCCAACAAUGGUAACAACAUGUCAUCUGAAGUUGAGGGAAAAACGAAAGACGGAGAUGCUGAAGAAAAGGGAGGGGCAGAUGUAGCUGAAAAUAAAGAUAAAAUUAGCAAGGAUGACACUGAGAAGAAAGAUGGAGGCGAAUCAGAGACCAAAAAUGGGUUGUCUGACAAGCAGAAAGAUGCUGAUAACAAAGGGCAGACAGCAUCAGCAACGCCCCUUUUCUCCUUCAAGAAUCUGUCGAGUGGUCAAAAUGCCUUCACAGGUCUGUCUGGAACUGGAUUUUCAAGCUCAUCAUUCUCGUUUGGCUCAGUCUCUAAAGAUGGCUCAAGCGCUGGUACCCUAUUUGGGUUGAAGACCGAUGGUUCUUCUGUGCCUUCCUUUAAUCUUGGUACUAACAACAACUCAGCGCUCGCUACAUCAGCUGAGACACCCAAGAAAUUUGCUAUGACAGAGGGCCCUGUUGAAACUGGUGAAGAAAAUGAGAAGGCUGUAUUCACUGCUGAUUCCGCAUUGUACGAGUACUUAGGCGGGGGCUGGAAAGAAAGAGGAAAAGGCGAACUGAAGCUGAACGUCCCUGUAUCUGGUGGUGAGAGGGCCCGGCUCGUCAUGAGGACCAAGGGCAACUACCGGCUGGUCCUGAACGCGAGCCUUUACGACGACAUGUCGCUCAAGGACAUGGACAAGAAGGGCGCGACGUUUGCCUGCGUGAACAGCAUCGGCGAGUCGCAGAGUGGCCUCACCACGUUCGCUCUGAAGUUCAAGGACACCGCCACCAGGGAGGAGUUCAAGGGCACGGUCGAGGCUCACAAGACGAAUAAAGCUCCCGACGCGCCGCUGAAGACACCCGAGGGCUCCCCGAAGGCCGCGGAGGUCUGAAGCUGCACCCAGGUCGCGCUUAUGCUUCUUUUGUACGUCUCUGUCCAGAAAGGAGCUGAGAGAUACUGUCUGUUACUGCAGAGUAUUUAAGUAAGAACGUCGGUCGUGUCGUAUCAUGCCAUGAUGUCCUGAUUUGGGAUUGCAUACGGUUCCCUGAUGCUGUUUCUGGAACAGCGGGGUAGCCUCUCAAACUUGCAUUAUUACAUUCUUAGUAACCUGGAGAAUGGUUGAUGGUUCUGUAUUGUGCUC